Messenger RNA from Symbiodinium natans, 1602 nucleotides. NCBI's taxonomy places the organism in Eukaryota, Dinophyceae, Suessiales, Symbiodiniaceae. The record is from the annotation of a GenBank genome assembly.
AUGUCACGCCUACUCGUAGAGGAUACAGGCGAGGAGGGAGCUCACAAGGUAGCCCCGGUCGUGCUGAAGUAUGUGCGUCUUCAUCUGGCAAACAAGGGCAUGAGUCCAGGGGUGAAGAGAGAGUUGCUCACAAUCGCCUACACGCUAGACCAGUUGAUUCGGCGCAACAUCUUGGGUGGUCUCGACAUUUUAAUUCAGCGGCUGAAGGCUAUAGAGUUGGUGGUCGCCGGCGCAGCUUGGGCUGUGGCUCAGAAUGUCGAGCUGGUGCCUCUAGAGCAGGAGCGAGUGGCGAGCGUAGCAGAAGCACACGAAGCAGCGAAGGAGUUCAAGCAAGAUUCCAAGGUUUGGAGAGAACUGGGCAAAGGCAAAGGGCAGAAGCGGAUGCGUGGGGGCGUCGCUGGCGGCGCCAGCCGCCGAGAGGCCUUCUUUAGCAGGUUUUUGAUGGAAUAUGCUCUGGGCAGUGGUACUUCUACUUUUGCCAAGUGGUUGCAAGAUUUCUGCGAGGGGAAGGGAGCUUCCAUGGCAGAGGGAACAACUGAAAAUAAAAACAUCUUCCCUCUGCCCCUGCCCAGCGCAGUCGACUUGGUAGAUGCCUUGGAUACACAUCAGGACGAAGAUUUGUGGGUGUAUCUGUUGGUGGCUAGCCUAAAUUACAUGCACGGGGGAAAUGGCGCGCAUUUCAAUCAGCGACCUCCUUCUACAGUCCAGAAACUAUGUCUGGAUUAUCUACGUUCCAGAGUACAAGCUUUCAUGUCUCACAGUUUCACGUUGUCAGAGUUUGAUUGGAAAGAUUUUUUCAGCACGCAGAGUUUGAACUAUGUUGGGGAUGAAGUCAAAACAGCGAAAUGGACUACAUGGGCGAAUUUAGAGCCAGCCCUGCCUUAUGGGCACAUCGGGGCCAUCAACGUCCUUGACUUGGCGGACGGAGGAGUGCGAGAGCUUCUCAUGGAUCCGCUUCAGUUUCUCAAGCCUCGAUGGGAUGAGCGGCCGGUGCGCUCCUCAAGGGUGAUGGUGCAAGAAGCAGAUUGGGGCGAAGUGGCCCGCGGCUUGGUCAAGUACAACUUGUGCGCAGUUCUGCCGGAGAGUGCGUUGGUUGCACCAGGUGGGGUGCCACUUCGGAAUGGCCUUUUUGGCAUCGAGAAAGGAGAGGUUGCCAACGGUCAUGCUGUGCACCGUCUUAUUAUGAAUUUGGUGCCUUUCAACACCGUCUCCCUUUCCAUUGAGGGGGACGUGGGAACACUUCCAAUGCUUUCGCAGAUGAACUGCCUCCAACUGCAUCCUCAAGAGUUCCUUGUCGUCUCUUCUGAGGAUAUACGCUGCAUGUACUACCUCUUUGCCUUGCCAAGCUCAUGGUAUCCAUUCCUGAGUUUGAACAUGCCAGCACCGCAAGACCUGGUGCCACCACAUGUGGAGGAACCAUGCUUUUUGGUUUCCAAAGUGCUGCCUAUGGGCUACUUGAACUCCGUGGGCAUCGCCCAGCACCUGCACCGAAACCUCAUCACACGAGCCCAAGGUGGCCCUACCCGGUGCGUCCCUUGGGCAGAAAGGAUAGAGCGUGGUCGCAGGCCAACCCUGUUUGGCGAGUUUACCUGGACAACCUAG